Molecule: messenger RNA, 858 nt
Organism: Parascedosporium putredinis
Lineage: Eukaryota; Fungi; Ascomycota; Sordariomycetes; Microascales; Microascaceae
Source: the annotation of a GenBank genome assembly
AUGUCUGACGUUGAUCUCCGCGACUUUCCCUCCCUCUUCUCUCUCAAGGGCAAGGUUGCCGUUGUGACUGGUGGAUCUCGUGGCCUCGGCCUCCACGCUGCCUCCGCUCUGCUUCAAGCCGGUGCUUCCAAAGUCUUCAUCACUUCCCGCAAGGCCAAGGCCUGCGAGGAGGCCGUAGCCGCUCUCAAUGCCCUGCCUAACAAGGCCCCCGGCGCCAUCGCCAUCUCCGUCCCCGCCGAUUCUGCCAAGGUCGCCGGCAUCGAGCACCUUGUCCGCGAGGUGAGCAAGCACACCGACCGCGUCGACAUCCUCCUCGCCAACGCCGGAGCCACCUGGGGCGCGGCCUUCGACAACCACCCCGACGACGCCUUCGGUAAGGUCAUGGAUCUUAACGUCCGCAGCGUUUUCAACACCGUGAAGCUCUUCGCGCCCCUCCUCCAAAAGUGCGCUUCUAUCGAGGACCCCUCCAGGGUCAUCGUCACCGCCUCUGUCGCUGGUCUCGGCAUCGGCACCCUCGGCAAGCAGGGCACCUAUGGCUACUCUGCCUCCAAGGCCGCCGUGAUUCACCUCGCGAGGAACCUCGCCAUCGAGCUCGGCCCCAGGCACAUCACCGUCAACUCCAUUGCCCCCGGCUUCUUCCCUAGCAAGAUGUCCAACGGUCUCCUCGAGCUCUCCGGCGGUGCCACCAAGUUCGCUGCUGAGAACCCUCUCGGCAGGUUGGGCAGGCCCGAGGAUAUUGCUGGUAUCAUCGUCUACCUCACGAGUAGGGCCGGUUCCUACGUGAACGGUGAGGUGGUCGCGUUGGACGGUGGCAGCCGAUGGAACAGGGGCCAGCUCCACGUCGAGCCCAAGCUCUAA